ACGGUUACAUUCACCCACGAGAUUUGAUAAUCUUGACAAUGAUUUUUUUUUCUUCUUCUAGGAAUUAUCUUUUGAUGAAAUUAUUAUAAGUCAAAUUCCAUUACAAUUUUUUUGUAUUUUUUAAAUGAAUCCACUUCAGCUGUAUUCACCUGACAUGGCUAUAUAACAGUGUUCAACUACUUAUUGCUUUGUUUCGGGUGAAAGAAUGGCUUGGUUUAUUGUAAAUAUCAGUAACUUCACUUUGGAGAAUGCGCUAUCUGGGGAUGAGCCGCGAGAUGAGCGCUUGGCACAUGUGGAAAUAGCUCUCCUGUCCAUCAUCUUUAUCACUGCAGGGAUUUUAAACUUUGGGGUCUUGUUGGUGCUUUGGAAGCGGAGGAGGCAGCUCUCCAGGAUGCGCGUCUUCGUCUUCCACCUGUGCGUCGCCGAUCUGGUGGUCACAUUCUUCCAAGUUUGUCCCCAACUCAUGUGGGACAUCACUGACCGAUUCAUCGGGCCAGAUCUAUUGUGUCGCGUAGUGAAGUACCUGCAGGUGGUCGGGAUGUUUGCCUCCACUUACAUGAUUGUAGUGAUGACGAUAGACCGGUAUCAAGCUAUCUGCAAACCCAUGGUGACUUUCCAAAGGCGCAGGGCGCGCUGGAACGGUGCGGUGUGCGCCACCUGGUGCGUCGCUUUCAUCGGCAGCCUGCCACAGAUCUUUAUUUUCUCUCGGGUCGAGGUCGCUCCCGGUGUGUACGACUGCUGGGCUCUGUUCAUCAAGCCGUGGGGACCGAGAGCCUACGUGACCUGGACGACUCUGGUGAUAUUCGUCCUGCCCAUUGUCAUGGUGAUAGUGUGCCAGGUGCGCAUCUGCCGCACCGUGCAAAUUAACUUUCACAUGAAGACGCACCACGUCGCAGACUCGGUCAGUAAGACGCUGCCCUCCAGGGCCAGCAGCGUGGCGGGGGUGUCAAAGGCGAGGGUGAAGACUGUGAAGAUGACCGUGGUCGUUGUGCUCGCCUACAUCAUCUGCUGGACGCCUUUCUUCAUCGUGCAGCUCUGGUCUGUCUGGGACUUUGAGGCACCCACUCAGACUGCAACCUUCACCAUCUUGAUGCUGCUGGCCAGUCUGAACAGCUGUGCGAACCCUUGCAUCUACCUGCUGUUCAGCGAGAAGCUGCCCAAGACGCUCAAGGCCCUGAUGUGUGUGGGUCAGUCCGAUCUGAAGGAGUCCAUCCACGAGGAGGCCACCAUGGUCAGUUCCCUGUACAUCAGCCUCAAGAGUCUGCAGGACUGCAGAUAAAGUGCUGACACCUCUGAAGCUCAUCUUACCCCAGGCCAGACAAUAUUGACAUCCUCUAAUGAGCAUGAGGCCAAACAUCACAGAAGAACAAGUCCCUGUAGUAACCGUGUAUUAUAGUGAGACCGCAUUGUAGAAAUGAAUAAUCUAUGACAUGCUUUCAUGUAGAAACACACACCAUAAGUCUUUACAGUGAAACAUUAUGAUUGCAGGCCAUAAAGUCUCUAUUACAUAACACAUACUUAAAAUAUUAAAUGAUUGUUCUAAAGGGGGGCCGGGUAUUCCUAUAUAUCCACAGCCUUUACACCCCUUAUAAAUUAUAAAUUAACAUUGUCAAAAACUCUAAACAUAAACUAUUAUGCACCAUGUUUAUUAACCUCAUUUCAAUCAAGAGAGACUUUGUUGCUGAUAUGCAAAGAUUUAGCUACCUAUGAAAAAAUAUGAAUUGUACAAAGUCUUUGGAGAUUAGACUCCAUCGUACAGUAUUACACAUAUGUUGGGAACCCAGACAUAUAUGUUAUGAUGGAGUCUAGACACUGGUGGUGGUGGUGAAGAAGCACGAAGACCAGAUCGAAGGACUCAUUGGGAGCGGUCAGCUGGAAGAAGACCCAGGGUGCUGUGGGUGAAGAUGACUGGAGGUGGAAGGGGAGAAGGAGGGUCGCACUCUUUCCUGAAAAUGACCUCUGACAGCUGCAGAGGAGAGAACAGAUUUAAAGCAGGGAUGUCAUGCUGGGAUUGGCAUGUGAAAACAUGGCCGAUACUGAUUGGUUUACCGGAAAAGUGUGUGCCUCAAAACAGUUUUAGGAGAAAUGUGAUAAAGUUAUUGAAGUCUCCCUGAAAGAAUUUACUCUGGGCUUCAUUUCAAUCUUAGUUGAAGUCUCUCCUAAUGGAAACAGAUUUGUGUAGCUAUGCUAGUGGUGGGUGGCUGUGGAUCAGGAGGUAGAGCGAGUAGUCCUUCAACCACAAUGUUGACGAUUUGCUCCUGCUGUACGGCUUUAGAAGAGGUUCAGUGUCUUGAGCAAGACACUGAACCCCAAGUUUCACCCGAUGGCAGGCCAGCUCCAUGCAUGGCAGCUCCACCACCAUCGGUGUGUGAAUGGGUGAAUAAGAGACAAAUUGAAUUGCUUUGUCAAGUUAGGUGCAAAGGGAACGUAUAAAUUCAGACUUCUAGAGAUGGCGGUCUGUUGAUCUGUUGGUCUGCCACUUUGGUUCAGACUGAAAUAUCACAGCAACUACUUAAACAUUUUGUACAGACAUUCCUGUUCCCAAUAGGAUGAAUCCCGACGACAGUGAUGAUUCCCAAUUCACCAGAGGAUGGAUCCUAUUGACUUUGUUGAUCCCGGACUUUUCCUCUUGCACCACCAUGAGGUUGCCAUUUGAAGUUUGACUGAAAUGUGUUGACAGGAAAUGUGUGCAGCAUUUAUGGUCCCCAGAGGAUUUUUAAUAAUUUUUGGGAUCCUCUGACUUUUAUCUAUAUAGUCAUCAGGUCAAAUUUUGUUUCCAUCUUUCCAGUACUUUGGUAAUUGACCAAUUACCUGCAGAACUAAUGCCAGUCCUAAUUAGCAAACAUUAACAUGAUAACACAAUAACUUAAGAUGGUGAACAUGGUAAACAUUAUGCCUGUGAAACAUCAUUUGAGCAUUGCCAUUAUAAGUGUGUAAGCAUGCUGACGUUAGCAUUUAGCAGAAAGCCCUGGUGUACAGCCUCAAAGAGCUGCUAGAAUGGCCUUUAGACUCUUAAUUUAUUGGUCAACUCAUUUUAAUUUGGGAGACACAGCACAAUAUACUAGAUCAGGUUAUUUUUAUCAGAACUACAUACAAAUAUUAAUAAGAAUCAUCAAAAUGGACCUCUAAUUGUAUUUGGGAGAUACGGCACAAUAUGGAUCCGGUUAUUUUGUCAGAAUUAUUUGCAGAAUGGACACCCCAUUUGCAUUCAAGUUGUUACUUAUAUUUCUUGGCAUGUGAUCUUUUUUGUCAAAGAGGUUUAUGUUACAGUUGAUCUUGUGAAAACAGUAAUAAUACUUUCAUUUUCAGAAAUUAAUUUAUGUGGUGUGGGAUUUGAACAUGUUUCACUCAAAUGUAAAUGUGGUUUAUCCUGUAAGUUUGUAAUGGCUAAUAUAUAUUAUAUGAACUUUAAAUGUGAUUCUUCAGUCUAUUUUACAUCUGUUUAUAUGAUCAUAUGUACAAUAAUGGCCGUUAUCCGUUAGUUGUUUAAAAUAGUCAAUUAUCACACAACAGAUCUGGGUCUGUUUGUUAAGUAUCUUUAAAUAUGCAGCAAGGUGAUCAAUGUUACAACAUGUUAACAUUUUUCAAAGUCCUUUUUCUCUCAACCUCUAAGAAGUAAUCUCUGAGGUGUUGCUAAAUAAACAGAAUUUUCACAUUUCUGUUUUUUUUCCUUAACAGCACUGUCUUGUUGAGAAAAAAUUGAAGUUUGGAAUUAAGGUUAAAAUAUCUGUUCACAC
Molecule: messenger RNA, 3737 nt
Organism: Etheostoma spectabile (orangethroat darter)
Lineage: Eukaryota; Metazoa; Chordata; Actinopteri; Perciformes; Percidae
Gene: avpr2b.1
Product: arginine vasopressin receptor 2b, tandem duplicate, 1
Exons: 2
Coding region: 206-1279 (357 amino acids)
Biological process (GO): positive regulation of vasoconstriction; regulation of systemic arterial blood pressure by vasopressin; G protein-coupled receptor signaling pathway
Cellular component (GO): plasma membrane
Molecular function (GO): peptide binding; vasopressin receptor activity
Source: RefSeq, a predicted model, not a curated record